Solenopsis invicta (red fire ant) is the source of this 941-nucleotide messenger RNA. RefSeq names its product c-Myc-binding protein. The transcript has 3 exons. Gene Ontology annotation, cellular component: nucleus. Gene Ontology annotation, biological process: regulation of DNA-templated transcription. Lineage: Eukaryota; Metazoa; Arthropoda; Insecta; Hymenoptera; Formicidae. Gene Ontology annotation, molecular function: transcription coactivator activity. The record is from RefSeq and is a predicted model, not a curated record. The coding region runs from base 191 to 466 and encodes 91 amino acids.
AUUCCUAGGGGAAAAUUACGUUUAGCAACGCCAUGUUCCGUCUAUUUACGUGUAUGGCUUGAUAAGAGACGGGCGCUAACGCUGAUUUAGGUUUGACUACGCUUUUUGUUCACUGCCAGCGAAUCGUUCCCAUCGGACAGUUUCUCUCAAGCGAAACUCAAGCGAGAAAGCCGUUCGGAAAGCCGUAACAAUGUCGGUCACUGCCAAAAGAGAGGAGUUUCGCAAGUAUCUGGAGAGAUCUGGUGUCAUGGAUGCCCUAACAAAGAUACUUGUCUCACUCUAUGAAGAACCUGAAAAGCCAACUGAUGCUUUAGACUAUAUACGUAAAAAUCUUGGUGGUGUUGGAGAUAAUAAUUCGGAAAUUGACAGUUUGAAGAAAGAAUUAGAGGAGUCCAAAGCUAAAAUUGCUGAAUUAAAAGCAACAUUGGUCAAGUAUGAACAAACAGAUGAAGUAACAGUUGAGUAACUGUGACGGACAACAUAUCUUCGAUCAGAGUUCAUGCUAGUCUUAUUAUUUUUUUUGGACACUGACUUUUAUUAUAAGUCAGUCUGACUAUGUGCCUUAUUAAUAUAAUAAAAUAAGACGUUUAUGAAAAUUAGAAUAUAAGAUAAAUUACUAAGCUUACGUGUAAACAUUCCACUACACAUAUAUAUGUCCAUUUAUUCAUGUAAUUUUGUUUAAGAAAAUGAUAAUUUAACUGUUAGGUUAUUUCUCUAAGGACAAAUUUAUCAUGUGCAGUAUUUGACAUGUGUACUUAAUCAAUGUCAAGCGUUGUUUGUACAGAAUAGAUCUCAGGAUUCAGAAAUAAAUAUUUCUUUUAUGUUUAUUACAAUAUACGUAUAUUCUUAAAUAUAUCAUUUAUUGCCUUAAUCAGUAUGGAAUUUUUUAUUGGGAUUUGUACAAUAUAUUGCAAAUAAAGUCAAUAUGUGAAAGUAAAAAA